ACUUAAAGUGAAGUUGUAAAACGUUGUUGGAUGUGUAACAAUGUCAGAGAAAAUGUGAAGGCUGCUCAUGUUCUGCAAUUUACAUGACCAACCCGGACAAUUAAUCACUUCAAACUACUAAAAAUGUCAACUUUUCAAAAUCAGGGUGGUCAGAGAUCAAUGUCCCAUUAUGCAAUUUGAAAGCAUACACCCGUGAAUGACGGGUAACCAUCAUUCCCAUCGAAUACUACAAAAAAUCAGUGGAUUCUUUAAUAUAAACCACUACUAUUAAAAGAAAAGCACAUCUUCCAAGAAAGGGAAAAGAGAAGAAAAGAAAGAAGGAAACCCCAAAGAGAGUCAUGUCCUUCAGGAGGGGUGUUGUGAGGCAGAGUAAGUUCAGGCAUGUGUUUGCUCAGGCCUGGAAGGCUGAGCACUGUCUUGAUGAUGUCAGAGUGUCCCGUGUGACGUGGGACGGCCCUCUGUGUGCUGCCAAUCCCAAGUUCAUCGCCGUUGUCAUUGAGGCUGGAGGAGGCGGAGCCUUUCUGGUGUUGCCACUCGCCAAGAGCGGUCGAGUGGACCAGAACACGCCGACGGUCUGCGGUCAUGCUGCGCCAGUGCUGGAUGUGCAGUGGUGUCCACAUGAUGAUAAUGUCAUUGCCAGCGCUUCAGAGGACUGCACUGUCAAGAUCUGGCAGAUUCCCGAUGGAGGUCUGGUGUCUCCUAUGUCUGAAGCCGUGGUCACUCUGGAGGGUCACAGUAAAAGAGUGGGCAUCUUAGCCUGGCACCCGUCUGCACUGAAUAUCCUGUUGACUGCAGGAUGUGAUAAUGUGCUGUGUGUUUGGGACGUGGGAACCGGUGAGCUUGUUUACCAGCUGACUGACGCCCAUCCAGACCUGAUCUACAGCGUGAGCUGGAACCGCGAGGGAAGCAUCCUGUGCACAACCUGUAAAGACAAAGCCUUACGAGUCAUUGAUCCCCGGCGUGGGACUGUCCUGAAGGUUCGAGAGAAGGCUCAUGAGGGCACCAGGCCGAUGAGAGCUGUAUUUCUGGCUGAUGGCAAAAUCCUGACAACCGGCUUCAGUCGCAUGAGUGAGAGACAGCUUGCCCUCUGGGACACGAGAGAUCUCUCAGAGCCCAUGGCCACUCAGGAAAUGGACACCAGUAAUGGAGUUCUGCUUCCAUUCUAUGACCCAGACACCAACAUGGUUUACUUGUGUGGCAAGGGGGAUUGUACCAUUCGUUACUUUGAGGUGACGGAUGAGUCACCGUAUGUUCAUUUUCUGAGUCUGUACAGCAGUAAGGAGCCACAGAGAGGUGCUGGUUUUCUAAGCAAGCGAGGAGUGGAUGUCAACAAGUGUGAAAUAGCAAGGUUCUAUAAGCUGCAUGAGAGGAAGGUUGAGCCCAUAUCUAUGACUGUGCCAAGAAAGUCUGACCUAUUUCAAGGGGAUCUGUACCCGGAUACAGCGGGAUUGGAACCGGCUCUACUGGCGGAGGAUUGGAUAGCAGGACAGGAUGCUCCUCCAGCCCUUGUUUCCCUCAGUGGAGGCUAUACGGCGCCUCCGUCCAAAUGCGGGACACUUAGAGGACGACCCAAACUGCUCUCUCCUACUAACACAAGUCCCACCAGCACCACUGCACCAGCAAACCCUGUGACGGUUGAGAUGGAGAGCGAGGGUUUGAGCCACGGGCGAGGUGGAAGAGAUGUUGAUGGUGGGAUAGAGAGAGUAAAGAAAGAGGAGGACCAGCUUUCAGACAUCCUGACCGAGGUUCGGGCUCUGCGCGCUCUGGUUCUGGCUCAGGGUCACAGGAUCGAUGUUCUGGAACGGCAGCUCACCCGCAUCGAGGAUGGCGAAGUGUGAAGGAAAAAAACCACAAACACAUCACGACACAUAGCCUUAUUACCCAGAUUCAAAGAGCUUCACUGAAGGCUUAUGGGAAAUGUAGUUCCAUUACUAGUGACAUAGAGAUACAGAGAGACCUAACUGAGCUUUAUUGAUUACAAAUGCACUGAUACUUAAUACGGUAAAUGCUGCUCGUUUCGUGCUUCUAAUAGGGCUUUUUCAUCAGGUACUUGCUUCUGCUAACUACAGAUACUUAAUUCUCAAUUUGGUUAAGUUGAUAUUUGCAUAAACAUGCAAAGUUUCAAUAAAAAGCAGACUUGAUGGUCUCUAGUAGCGUGCAUUAAGACGGCAUUUAACAAAUGCUUCUGCUUAAUAACAGUAGCGUGAAACCUUCAGGAAUUGCUAUAAUCCAACAUGCUGAAUUAAUUUCUUGCUUCGACUAAAGUUUGACGGUGCUUCUCAACGUAGAUCGACCAGCACUGUUUCUCUCUUCCAUUCUACUGUAUGUCUUAACACAUGUAGCAUUGAUUUUGAAUGCCAGUAGUCAGAGUUUUGUGUGUGCGUGUGUGUGUGUAGCAUGUGAUAGAAACUGUACUUGAUGUUGAAGGAAUUUGUGAGGGAUUCAUAUAAUGGAGCACGAUUAGCUUGUAGAGCAAACAAAAAAUAAUAAUACUGAUGUAGAAUGAUGGAAAUUGUCCAGGUUACAUUCAAAAACAUGCUUUUUUUUCUUGUUGAGAUUUUCGAAUAAUUGUAAGCACGUUUUGCUUUUAACUUAAUUUAUUCUUGUUAGAUUCCUAAUACUUUAAUUUUGGAAGUAAUUUUACUUUAUAUUACAGUUUAAAUGCUCUUUUUCAACAUUUAAAUAGGAGUACGUUUCAUUAAACAUCUUUUGUAAGCUGUUUGGACAGAACUGUGUGUAGGUAUAGUGUGUCCACAGUCAUAUUGGAGUGAUAGAAACACAAUAAGUCUCUUUUUAAAAUUUUUUUAUUUCCUGACGUUAAAAGAGCAUCCAAAACCCUUCCAUUUUGAGGCCGACCUGAUGUACAGGUGCGGUUUUCCCCACCCACUGAAUUGAUUGACAGCCGCUUACCAACGUCUCUGUAGUAACCCUUAUAAACAUAUCCACAAGACAAGACGUGCACAAAGCAACUGGGGUUAAGAGAUCUGUUCAGCUCUCUGUGAUCAUCUGCAGCUCAAGAAUGAGUUUAACAAGUUAAAAACGUUUUAAAAACAGUGCAUGUUUGUAAUAAAGACAGUUAAAUUACUACUUAAUUUCUCAUCACAACCACAUGUCAGUACAGUUAUGAAAGAAGACGCUUCAAUCCCAGUUGGUUUAAAUCAGGUUUGUUUUUGUACAUUAACAUAACGGAUAUCUAUACAGCAGUGUAUAUUAAGAUGUAUCCUGUCACAUUUGCCAUGCUAAAACAGUGGAAAACUGAACACAUGGGCAGCGUGUAUAUUGUAACAACAUUGUGUGUGACUCAUCAUUGCAGAAAGGCUUGAAUUAACUCCACAACAACUACAUCAAAUAAUCAUUAGGAAAGGUUCUUACUGUAGUAUUCCUCACAAACGCUAUGUGAGAUCUGCUUCUUGUCUGUCACUGUGCUGUUUAUCUGACGCAGUGUGAGAUGUAGACAUGCAUCAGAGCCAUAGGGAGCGAUCUCUGUGGCUUUGAAAGGCAUGUAGCGGGGAGAACUAGCUCAUUUGCAUUAAAGGCACUGGCAACAAAACAGCUACAAUGUGCUCAGAGCUAAAAAUUCCAAUGUUCAGAAAGGUAUAAUAAAUAAUCUGAUGAGUAUUUUGAGCUGAAACCUCACAGACACAUUAUGGAGCCACAAAGGAUUUAUCUUAAAUCUUGAAAAAGGGGUGAACUAGGUGCUCUUUAAGGUAGUACAGAAUAUGAGCAACUAUACAGUACAGCAGGGGCGAAGCGGACAUUUUAAAAGUGGGGGAGACGGCAAUAUGAGAUCAUACGUUCAUAUAAUUAUUAAUCACCUGUUUCUAAAUGGUCUGUCUCCUAAAGUGCGGGGGAUGGAUCUCCCCCAUCCCCCCCAGUUGCUACGCCCCUGCAGUACAGUAUGCGGUAGUGUACAAUCUCCUUAAACAUAGAAAUAACACUAUUUUCAGAUCUUUGAUUGACAUUUUGAAUAUCAGUAACACUAUGAUUUCAAAAAGAUUUGGAAAAACAAAACAAAAAAUAAAUUAAAAAUAACAUUAUGGAUGGUGUUUUGAUGGGACAUUUUAUUUUAUAAUUUUUUUGUCAAUUCAUUUACAACUAAUUAUCAAUAUUCCUGACAUUCCUAUGUUUUGAGACACUAUAAAUAUUACAGUGUGCUUAAUAAUAUUUUUGGCUGACCAAAUAAUAUUCGCUCUAAAAAACGAGCUCUCUUUUUCUAUUCAAUUUAUUCAUAUUCUUGUCUUUCAUUUGUGUAACCUGGAUAUGUAAUUGCCAGUUUUGUUUAGACUCAUACCUCUUAAUGAAUAACUGUUUCAUUCGUGUUUGAUUGACUAUGAAAUCUAAUAGUAGAACGGUGUGGUAUUUCUAGCUUUAGCUGGUGGUGUUUUUUGUAUCCGAUUUGUUUUAAGUUGCUCUUUAAUCAUUGGCUCUACAAUCAGGGAAGACUCUAAGCGAGGGUCGACUCAUGCUUCUCUGCGGAUGAUUUUCGUUAUGUCUAGCUGUACAUGUUGUAAAUGAUCUAAGGACCCAUUGACUUCGAACUUAAGUGCUAACUUACACUGUUCUUUUUAAUAAAUGACAUUUGCCCAUUUCUACUGGA
This is a messenger RNA of Danio aesculapii, 4597 nucleotides long. RefSeq names its product coronin, actin binding protein, 1B (gene coro1b). Gene Ontology annotation, molecular function: actin filament binding. NCBI's taxonomy places the organism in Eukaryota, Metazoa, Chordata, Actinopteri, Cypriniformes, Danionidae. Gene Ontology annotation, biological process: actin filament organization; cell migration. The record is from RefSeq and is a predicted model, not a curated record. Bases 339 to 1838 code for a protein of 499 amino acids. The transcript has 12 exons.